GACGCAUCCAUCACCUUUGUCGCAAAUCUUCUCGAGACAGCCAUCGUUGCCGCGCAACUUUAUCACAAAGCCAAGAUGAUUAUUCCCAUCCGUUGCUUCUCCUGCGGAAAGGUCACUGGCGACCUUUGGGAGCGUUACCUUCAACUGAUCGCAGAUCCCCGAAAGACCGAUGGUGACGCUAUGGACGAGCUCGGUCUGAAGCGAUACUGCUGCCGCCGCAUGAUCAUGACCCACGUUGAUCUUAUCGAGAAGCUUCUCAAGUACACACCUGAUGGCCGAAACGAGAAGAAGCAGCGUCUCAACGAGAACGAAUAA
Fusarium keratoplasticum is the source of this 315-nucleotide messenger RNA. RefSeq names its product DNA-directed RNA polymerases I, II, and III subunit RPABC5. Gene Ontology annotation, biological process: tRNA transcription by RNA polymerase III; transcription by RNA polymerase II; transcription by RNA polymerase I. Gene Ontology annotation, cellular component: RNA polymerase III complex; RNA polymerase II, core complex; RNA polymerase I complex. Lineage: Eukaryota; Fungi; Ascomycota; Sordariomycetes; Hypocreales; Nectriaceae. The record is from RefSeq and is a predicted model, not a curated record. The transcript has 4 exons. Bases 76 to 315 code for a protein of 79 amino acids. Gene Ontology annotation, molecular function: zinc ion binding; DNA binding; DNA-directed RNA polymerase activity.